GGGGGCGGGGCCUGACCCGCGGCUCCGCUCACCGUCAGCAGCGAUCUGUCGGACCGACCGUCACCGACUCCCUUCCCUUCCGCUCUCUGGGGGGGGCAUCGUUUUCGGUAACGGUUCCUUCCCCUCUCCUCCCACCACCACCGUUAUUGCAGACAGAUCGCAGGGAGACGAGCAGUGGAAGAAAAACAGCGCAGGACCUUUCAUACCAGAUUCAUUGUGAUGGAGUUCAUGGCUGCCUCACAAUCCGCAAGCUCCACAAAAGUGCGGAGGAAGAAUACUCGGAAUGGAGUCAGUUCCAGUGAGAAGGCACAACUGGGGCAGUGGGGGAGAGCCUGGGAAGUUGACUGGUUCUCCCUCAUUUCGGUCAUAUUUCUCCUCCUGUGUGCACCGUUCAUUGUGUUUUACUUUGUGAUGUCCUGCGACCAGUACCAGUGUGCUCUCUCUGGGCCCAUCAUCGAUUUGUAUUCAGGAAAAUCAAGCAUCGGUGAGAUCUGGAGUCGAGCCCCAUCCUUCAGCUGGACAGCAGCUAAAAUCUACACCAUCUGGGUGUCUUGGCAGGUGUUUUUGUACAUGUGUGUCCCUGAUGUUUGUCACACAUUCCUACCUGGUUAUGUGGGUGGAGUACAAAGUGGUGCCCGUACACCUAGUGGGGUGAUAAAUGAAUAUCAGAUCAAUGGACUGCAGGCUUGGAUUAUUACCCACGUGCUCUGGUUUGCCAAUGCCAACUAUUUUCAGUGGUUUUCUCCAACCAUCAUAUUUGACAAUUGGAUCCCUUUGUUAUGGUGUGCCAAUAUCCUUGGAUAUGCUGUGGCAACGUUUGCAAUGAUAAAAGCUUAUCUGUUUCCCAGCAAUGCAGAAGACUGCAAAUUCACUGGCAAUUUUUUCUACAACUACAUGAUGGGGAUUGAGUUUAACCCACGGAUAGGAAAGUGGUUCGACUUCAAGCUAUUCUUCAACGGCCGACCAGGCAUUGUGGCAUGGACCCUGAUCAACCUUUCCUUUACAGCUAAACAGCAAGAGCUUUAUGGUCAAGUGACUAAUUCCAUGAUCUUGGUCAAUGUCCUCCAGGCCAUUUAUGUGCUGGAUUUCUUUUGGAAUGAAUCUUGGUAUCUGAAGACCAUUGAUAUUUGCCAUGAUCAUUUUGGCUGGUACCUGGGCUGGGGUGAUUGUGUGUGGCUGCCCUACCUCUAUACUCUCCAGGGUCUAUACCUGGUCUAUAACCCAGUACAACUGGCCACAACCACUGCAGUCAGUGUCCUUCUGUUAGGCCUAGUUGGCUACUAUAUCUUCAGGAUGACAAAUCACCAGAAAGAUCUUUUCCGUCGCACUGAUGGAAAAUGCAAGAUCUGGGGCAAGAAGCCCGAGUAUAUUGAAUGUUCCUACGUCUCCAUUGAUGGCAAAAAGUAUCAAAGUAAGCUCAUGAUCUCCGGAUUCUGGGGUGUGGCCCGUCACCUUAACUACACCGGGGACCUGAUGGGUUCGUUGGCCUACUGCCUGGCCUGUGGGUUUGGCCACCUCUUACCGUACUUCUACAUCACCUACAUGACUAUCCUGCUGGUCCACCGGUGUCUCCGAGAUGAACAUCGCUGCGUAAACAAGUACGGCAAAGACUGGAAACGUUACAAUGAUGAAGUACCUUACCGACUCGUACCUGGAAUAUUCUGAGACUCUCAUGUUUAGGUGACGCAGGUACAGUUCUGUACAGGCUUCAUUUUAAUCUUCUGCCAAGGAAAUUCUACUCAUUUAAUUUCCGAUUAUGAUUUUCAGUCAAGUGAACACUGUAUUUUUUUUGUUGCAAAAUUCAUUCUUUCUUUGAUUGAAAGUAGAAGGAGGUUGGGUGGGUUUUUAACGCCAGUUGUGACAAAAUGACAGCUCUCGUCCUUUUUUUAAACAUAGGUUUUCUGAAUGUGCUGGCCAGGACUUUGCCUAACUCAAAAUUAAGAGUCGGAACAACUAGUUGUGUUGAUGUGCAGGAGUCAAUUUGGCUGUUUUGAAUCAAAAAUCCAUUAUUCCUUUGGACAAAUAAAGGUAGUAAUACCAGCAUAUUCCAUUUUCAAAUCAUACGUUUAAUACAAUGACUUAGUUGGUCCAAAUAAGUGCCCGAAAAGGCUAAAUAUUGUUAGUAUACGAGCAUCCUAAACCUUUAUCUUAAUUUAAUUUAGCCUUUUGAAGGUCUGCUGUGUAUAUGGUCCCUAAUAGUUAACAAAAAAAAUAAAAUUAAAUCAUGAUCAAUCCAUUGUUCAAUGCAUAUACAUUUGUGGAGGUGGGCUCUUUAAAAUCUGUUUCCUUUUUGAUAGCAAAAGUAUUUUAAAGUUUCUUCAGACUUUGCUGGGCCUGUAGACAUGGGAUCGCAAAGCAAACCAAGAAGGAAGUUGUCUUUCAUAAUAAAUGUUAUCGAUAUACAGGGAAUAUUUCUACACUUGUUAAUGUCUUGUUUCAAGGGGAAACAAUCAUUCCCUUCUUCUGGGUUCUGAGCAUGGGGAGAGAAUGGUACAAAAAUGUAAACCUGCCUUGUCUUUAAUGUUAAUAAUAAUAAUUCUUGCAUUUGAUAUAGUGCCUUAUCACAUUGUCUCUACAUCUCAAUGUGCUUCACAGGAUUUACUGUAUUUUGUGCGCGUAAAAAGCUAGUCUUCAGUUUUGAACUAAAGACUAGCCACUGGCUACUUUACUGGGAACCAUCAACCAAUAAACCUUACAGCAACUUAACCUGG
Messenger RNA from Callorhinchus milii (elephant shark), 2711 nucleotides. RefSeq names its product 7-dehydrocholesterol reductase (gene dhcr7). Gene Ontology annotation, molecular function: 7-dehydrocholesterol reductase activity. Gene Ontology annotation, cellular component: endoplasmic reticulum membrane. The transcript has 9 exons. The coding region runs from base 220 to 1665 and encodes 481 amino acids. NCBI's taxonomy places the organism in Eukaryota, Metazoa, Chordata, Chondrichthyes, Chimaeriformes, Callorhinchidae. Gene Ontology annotation, biological process: brassinosteroid biosynthetic process; cholesterol biosynthetic process. The record is from RefSeq and is a predicted model, not a curated record.